AUGGUUACACCCACAGGCACUUGUUUUUUCCCCCAAACCUGGCAAGAAGCAAUCGAGCAGAACAAGCUGUGGCUGGGCGUUCUGCUUUCUAUGGACCGGUUUAGCCCCAGCCAGUCCACGGUAUCCAAGUCCCAUUCCACUGGGCCAUUGUCUGUUUGUAUCACUAACCUUCCUCCAGAGCUAAGAUUCUGUGUACGAAAUCUCUGCCUAAUUGGGAUCCUCCCUGGUCCCAAGGAACCCAAUGCCCAACAGCUCCAACCAUUCCUGUGUCCACUUGUUGACAACCUCUUGUGUCUGUAG
This is a messenger RNA of Dacryopinax primogenitus, 300 nucleotides long. RefSeq lists its product as uncharacterized. The transcript is spliced from 2 exons. Bases 1 to 300 code for a protein of 99 amino acids. The record is from RefSeq and is a predicted model, not a curated record. NCBI's taxonomy places the organism in Eukaryota, Fungi, Basidiomycota, Dacrymycetes, Dacrymycetales, Dacrymycetaceae.